AUGACGUGUGUUUAUGGAUGGAGCAAUAAUUCAUUUGAUUCACUAAUAAAACUACUCGUUGAAGCUUUACCUGAAGGAAAUGUUCUUCCCAACCCUAUGUAUGAGAUCCAUAAGACUAUUAGAGAUCUUGGACUUGAUUAUGUCAAGAUAGAUGCUUGUGUCAAUGAUUGCAUUCUGUUUAGAGGAGAAGAAUAUGAAAAUCUGGAUAAAUGUCCAAAAUGUGGGGAAAGUAGGUGGCAAGAAAAGAAGAAGAAGAAUGUUGUCCCCAAUAAGGUAGUUCGAUACUUCCUUAUAAAACCAAGACUACAAAGAUUAUUUAUGUCAAAACAAAUUGCAGAUGAUAUGAAAUGGCAUAAGAAUAAAAGAGUUGAUGAUGGAGUUAUGAGGCACCCGGCUGACUCAUUAGCAUGGAAACGUUUUGAUGAUAACCAUGAACUUUUUGCUUCAGAUCCUCGUAAUGUAAGACUUGGCUUAGCAUCUGAUGGUUUCAACUCGUUUGGUAUUAUGAGCACCAACUAUAGUGUGUGGCCAGUUGUUUUAAUUCCUUAUAACUUGCCUCCUUGGUUGUGCAUGAAACAGCCAAAUUUCAUUUUAACUUUGCUUAUUCCUGGCCCAAAAGGUCUUGGGAUAGAUAUUGAUGUUUAUCUUCAACCGCUAAUUGAUGACUUAAAAGAUUUGUGGGAUGAAGGUAUUGAAACUUAUGAUGCAUCAUCGAGACAAAAUUUUCAAUUGCAUGCAGCCUUAUUGUGGACAAUCAAUGACUUUCCGGCUUAUGCCAUAUCGGGAUGGAGUACUAAAGGAAAACUAGCUUGCCCUUGUUGUCAUUCAGAAACCAGCUCUUGUCGUUUGAAAUAUGGUCACAAGCAAUGCUACAUGGGCCAUCGUAGAUUCUUACCUACUCAACACCCUUGGCGUAUGAAAAAGAGCCCUUUUGAUAACACACGAGAGUUAAGGAUUGCACUUGAACCAGUAACUGGAGAUCAAGUGAUUGCACAACUGGAGAGUCUUGAGCUGCUGCCAUUUGGAAAAGCUACAAGGAAAAGAAAAAGAAUUGCAAACGUAAAUCAUAAUUGGAAGAAGAAAAGUAUCUUUUUUGAAUUACCUUAUUGGAGAACAAAUUUAUUGAGGCAUAACAUAGAUAUGAUGCAUGUGGAGAAAAAUAUUUGUGAAAGUGUUAUUGGGACGUUGUUGGAUCUAGAAGGCAAAACAAAAGAUACAAUAAAGUCUAGAUUAGAUUUGCAACGUAUGGGACUCAAGAAGCAACUUCAUCCUAUAAAGGAUGUGAGGUUUCCUGAUGCAUAUGCCUCAAAUAUAGGUCGUUGCGUAAAUAUAAAUGAACUCAAGAUUCCAGGACUUAAAAGUCAUGAUUAUCAUGUUAUACUUGAGAGACUUCUUCCCCUUGCCAUAAGAGGAUUGCUUCCCAAGGAUGCUUGUGAUCCUUUGAUUGAGUUGUCUUUAUUCUUUGGUGAUUUAUGCUCUAAAGAGUUAGAAUUAAAUGAGCUAGAUCCUUUACAUAAUCAAAUUGUAGUGACACUUUGUAAGCUGGAGCGCAUCUUCCCACCGUCAUUUUUUAAUGUUAUGGUUCAUCUAUCAAUUCAUUUGGCAAAUGAAGCAAAAACUGGAGGUCCUGUUCAAUAUAGAUGGAUGUAUCCUAUUGAAAGAGAGCACAUGGCAAAGAUAAAAAAUGAAAGUCAUAGAAAUAUAGAAAAGAGGCACAAGGAGCAAUUCCCCAAAUGGUUUGAAAAUGAGGUUUUGCGAUUACAACAAUUGGGUGAUGAGAGGAUUAGUAAACAACUAGAAAUAUUAUCAAAAGGGCCGGACUUUCGAGUGUUCAACCAUAAAGGAUACAUUCUAAAUGGCUUCAAGUUUCGUACAAAAGAUGCUGAGAAACACCUAAAAACCCAAAACAGUGGUGUGAUAGUGAAAGGGGAUGAGUUAACCGGACAUGUUGAUUUUUAUGGUGUGGUUAGAAAGAUCACUGAAAUAAGAUAUUUGAAUAGCAACUUUGCUAUACUAUUUGAAUGUGAUUGGUUUGAGGCUCCUUCCGAAGGCCGAAAUCAGGGCAUGGGAUAUAGGAGAGAUGAAUAUGGAUUUAUUAGUAUAGAAAUGACAAAGUUAUAUUACAAAAGUGACCCAUAUAUCUUGGCCUCUCAAGCUGGUUUGGUUUAUUAUGUAAAAUACAAUGACAAGGAAAAUUGGUAUACGGUUGUUAAAGUCAAGCCAAGACAUGUCUUUAACUUGCCAAAUGUUGAAGUUGACGAUGACUUGGAAGCAUAUCAACUAAAUGAGUUGGGUGAUACACAUGGACAACUGAAAACACCAUUAGUAAACCAAGAUGAAGUUGUUUUAAAUGAGGAUGAUGAUGCACCAUUAGUAAAUCAAGACGAUGAGGUUUUAAAUAGGCAUGAUGUUGCAGGUCUAUGCUUGGAUGAAAGUAUUAUUGACAAGGAAGAAGAACAAAAAGAAUUGGAUGAUGCAAGUGACUCAGAUAGUGAGGAAGAAGAAUCUCAUGCAAGCGAAUAUGAUUUGUCUGAGAAAGAAGAUUCUGACACGGAAUAA
Molecule: messenger RNA, 2559 nt
Organism: Lotus japonicus
Lineage: Eukaryota; Viridiplantae; Streptophyta; Magnoliopsida; Fabales; Fabaceae
Exons: 4
Coding region: 1-2559 (852 amino acids)
Source: RefSeq, a predicted model, not a curated record